Photinus pyralis (common eastern firefly) is the source of this 1349-nucleotide messenger RNA. RefSeq lists its product as uncharacterized. NCBI's taxonomy places the organism in Eukaryota, Metazoa, Arthropoda, Insecta, Coleoptera, Lampyridae. The coding region runs from base 180 to 857 and encodes 225 amino acids. The transcript has 8 exons. The record is from RefSeq and is a predicted model, not a curated record.
GUCGUAAAGAAUCCUUAAUUAACGUCAAUCAUGGAUUUUGUUGAAAUUUUGACACGUUUAUCUCAAAAUUUUCUGUUGUACUCUGUAAUCGUUUACAUUUUAAAUUUAUGUGGAAAUUACUUCAAAAAUCGUGUUAAAUUUCGUAACCAUAAAUAAAUUCUUGUGCACACAGCGUUAAAAUGGCAGAUAAAGAAACGUUCUUCAGCAUGACCCGGAAAGACUACAAAUGGCCUUUCUCAAAACCACUGGCCGCAAAACCAACUCAACCGCCCGAAAAGACCAAAGGAAAAAAUUUCUUCAUCAAAGGACCAGUGGACGCCUAUUGCCACUGCGAUGGUCACCUUUACGAUCCCUUAACGAAUAGGUACCUGAAACUCGCCGAGAAGGAAGGACUCCUCCUCGACGAGCUUACUACUCUUCACAGUGACAUGGCCAAUUUGAAUGGCGAAAUUUUGGAACACGAGUGCGACAGUUACAAUGAGAAAAUGGAGACGACUUAUCGAAUCGAUUUUGCGAAACGAGGCAUGACACCAGCAGAAUACGUAAAACUGAUGCCUGCGGUGGACUCACCCGCGGGAGUUCCAGUAAAAAAUCCCACGAUUGGUGUCGGAAAAGGUUAUCGCGACCCAACGAGAUUCAGAUAUUCGCCCUUUCCACGUCCUACGAUUGACUCGUGCCCGCCACUGACAUUUGGAACCACUCCCACAACGGUGGCGACUUGGUUUGGUGUAGAGGGGGCAAGAACCGAGUAUCAGGAUGCCAUAAGUAAAACCGGUCUGGGGAUAAUGAAGAAUCGCCAACAGUAUAAAGAACCGCUGCCAUCCAGCCGACGUCGAUAUGCUGAAACCAAUCUGUAGUUCGAUUUUAAUAAAGAUCCUUGGCCAGCAACACCCAUUUUUGUAAAUUGAUUUAAGAAUGCCCUGAUUUAUUCGUUCAUUUUCAAAAUUUGAAGUAGUACACCAUUCGUUUGGCUUAAAAGAAAAAUUCAAGUUAUGGCUCAAGCAUUUACAACCACCUACCAAAAAUAUUACCGACAACACCCAAUUGAAAGGCGAAAGUCGCUACGCCCCGUGGACAGGUUUGCUUCGGAAUUACCAGAAGGGGGUAACUGGAUUGUUCAUAAGAAAGUUGGAGAGGAUGAUGAGGGAGGAGUUGGGCUUAAAGCCGCCUUGGCGGCCAUACAUAAAAUGAACAGAGGAAGAUUAUGGACCACGUACCAAAUGGAUUACUGUGGAGACAUGAUCGCCAAAGAGGGAGAGGAUGAGGAGCAAAAACCGACUGGUAAUGCGAUCUUAAUCCAUGGUAAUAAAAUUUACGGUCCAAAAACCCAACAAAUUCCUCCACCACUU